Messenger RNA from Triticum turgidum subsp. durum (durum wheat), 534 nucleotides. The record is from the annotation of a GenBank genome assembly. NCBI's taxonomy places the organism in Eukaryota, Viridiplantae, Streptophyta, Magnoliopsida, Poales, Poaceae.
AUGGACGGUGGAAAGGACAAAGGUGCGGGUGGGUACAGCGGGUACCCUGGUGGCUACCCUGCUCCGGCGGGAUAUCCCGGUUACCCUGUUCCGGUAAGCUCGUAUCCGCCGGCGCCCGGAUAUGCUGCUCCACCUGGGCAGUAUGCGCCACCUCCCGGCGCGUACCCUCAGCCCGGGGGUUAUCAACCGCCGAACGUUGCGUAUCCCCCGAAUGGGUACCCCGCCACCGCUGGGUAUCCACAAUAUCCUACGGCCCACCCUCCAGCUGGUUAUCCCGCUCAAGGGCCACCAAUGCAGGUUCCUCCUUAUGGUCACGCUCCUAUGUACGGGGGAGGCGGCCAUGGCGUAGCAGGCGGCAUGAUUGCCGGCGGCGCGGUGGCGGCAGGCGCAGUAUAUGGAGCUCACAAGGUGUCGCACGGCGGCGCCCACGGGAUGUACGGCCACGGUAACCACCACGGCAAGUUCAAGCAUGGCAAGUUCAAGCACGGCAAGUUUGGCAAGCACAAGAAGAUGUACGGGCGCAAGUGGAAGUGA